Molecule: messenger RNA, 487 nt
Organism: Annulohypoxylon truncatum
Lineage: Eukaryota; Fungi; Ascomycota; Sordariomycetes; Xylariales; Hypoxylaceae
Exons: 2
Coding region: 11-223 (70 amino acids)
Source: RefSeq, a predicted model, not a curated record
GGUAUGUAUAAUGACUAUACACACUCCUAUAUUGCUUAACAGACCUGGACUUCGAAAUGAGGUGUGUCGUAGUACUAUUCAGCCCCUAUUCCCAAGUUCCCUAAUUUUUUUAUUUUUUAUUUUUGUUUAUUUCAUCAUGGGGCCGCCAACACACAGCCUGGUGAAUGUCGGAGCGAUCCUCAUGACGACAAUUAAUCUUCAUUUACGGCGAGCAUAUAGGUAGGCUAUAAGGAAUGCCGUUGGUCGUAUAAAAAGCUCUUUAAACGCGCCAUCAUCCCUCCCUAGCCGCACCUGUUAGGCGUUUUAGCGGCGGUUAUACGUCAGAUAUGCACCCCAUAUAUGCCGGGUUGCGGCUCGUGGCAAAUCUGACCACCAUCCCGGCGCCCCCCUAAAUUAGAACUUUGACCGCCGGUUGGUCGAACCUAGAAUAUGACGGACGUUGUGUUCUAUGCCGCAGAAGGAAGAUAGGUACAGCUAUUGCUUGACA